UGCUUGGCGGCCGGCAUGGCCUGGACCACCUCCUGGGCCACGUGGCGCUCCCUCCUGAUCUCCUCCUCCAUCGCCCUGAUGGCCUCCUCCCUCCUGCAGAGCACACGGGGGAGGAGUUUCUGAUUGUUUAUCCAGAGGAGGAGCCGAGGACACAUCUCGCCCAGAGGAAGGAUACAUGUAUGUUUCGUGCUUCAGGCUUCCUUUACCGUGUCCUCGCUUCCUUUCCUCUAAUCCCUAAAGUCUCUCCUCUCAUGACAGCUUUCCUUCCCUCAUCUCCUUCACGGAACUCAAGCCCUCUUUUCAUCCUUCUCUUUAUAUUCUUCCAUCUUCAAUAACUUCCAGUUUAAAUACUUUGGAUGUCAGGAGAUUUAAAUCCUCCUCAUGAAUUAACUUGUUCAACAAGUUAAAUAUCCUUCUAACCAAGGAGGAAGCAGGAAGGAGGAAGCAGGAAAGGAGGCGUGACUUCCUCCGCCAUCAUGUUGACGUGUCAGCAGUUUUUUUACGACGGGGGUCAAAGUCCACGCGUCCUCGAGCGGCUCCAGACCGCCGCUCUACGGUCAUCUACCUGCGCAGGUGAGCGUCGGACAGAACCUCACAGCCGGCUGAAGUUCUCCAGGUGGAACCCGACAGGCGUGAUGGGGGGGCGGCUCCCUCUGCUGCUGCUGGGCUUCUCUUCUCUGCUCCUGGCUGUUUGUGGCGCUGAGGUCCAGGAUCCACUGGUAGGACGUCUUAUAUCUGUGGAGUUUCUUUGUUUACACACGAUGACGAGUCACCGGUUAAUAAUCAUCCGUCAGCAGGUGGAGAAGCUGAGCGCCAACGUGUCCUCCGUCACCAAGCUGGUGGUGGAGGGGCGCGGCGCCCUGAGCGAGGCCGACAGGCGGGCCCUGGCUGGGCACCCCGACCCGGAGGAGGUGCCACCAUCUUCCAUCAGCACCGAGCCACAGACGCCACAGACGCCCCGCCCACAGGAGUCUGGGGGCUCCUCCACCGCGCUGCAGACCGCAUGGACGUCGCGCCAGAAACACGUCAACCAAGCUCAGACCCCCGUGCUCGGCAGCUCGUGAAGGUUCGCGGCGUGCGUCGCCGUGUUGGCGCUGAUCACCUCGGGGCUCAUCGUGUGCGCCCUCAAGGGGCCGUCCCUCUACAAGCUCUUCCACAACUACCGGCACCGCCGGCUGCGCCAGGAGGAGGAGGAGGGGGUCGUGUCCACGGUCUUCUCGGAGACGGGGAGAUACCGGAACCACCAGACGUUCACCUUCAAGCAGGAGCACGGGCCGAGAGAGGAGGAGGAGGAGGAGGAGGACGGGUACUUUGAGGACCCGUACGUCAGGAGCGAAGAGUACCCCGCAGGAGGGGAGACGGCAGCGCAGCCGGGAGGAGGAAGCAUCCGGCAGUGAGGAAGCGAGGAAGCGAGGAAGCAUCCUCUGACUAGACGCUAUUGUUUCUCUAACUCUGCUCAGCGUGACUCUUGAUUGUGUUGAUUUGUUCUGCAGAUCAACUGUAAAAUGAUUCCAACACAUCAAUAAAUAAAUGAAUUAUUAAAAGAUAACUGAACACCAGCAGAGAGUUCAUUAGUUUCUCUUAUUCUGAAGGAGACGAUCCUCCAGUCUCCUUCAUCCCUUCAACACAUUCUGAGACAGGAACACAAAGGAGUUCAAGAGAUGAUCCCAGAGCCAGAGACCCCCCCCCCCCCCU
This is a messenger RNA of Pseudoliparis swirei, 1695 nucleotides long. Its product is annotated as translation initiation factor IF-2-like. Bases 477 to 1064 code for a protein of 195 amino acids. The record is from RefSeq and is a predicted model, not a curated record. The transcript has 3 exons. NCBI's taxonomy places the organism in Eukaryota, Metazoa, Chordata, Actinopteri, Perciformes, Liparidae.